Molecule: messenger RNA, 261 nt
Organism: Ambispora leptoticha
Lineage: Eukaryota; Fungi; Glomeromycota; Glomeromycetes; Archaeosporales; Ambisporaceae
Source: the annotation of a GenBank genome assembly
AUGAGUAGUGAUAAGAAAAUUGCUGUUAAGACCAGCGAUUCCUCCACCUCCAAGAAUAAUGUUUCCAAGACCAACUAUUCUAACAACUCAUCGUCAUCUAAAUCUAAUAAGAUAUCUAAACCUGUAGUAGUCACUAAAACUGUUAAGUUAAAAGUGAAACAAGGCGGAAAAAAGAUCUCUCAUACCCAAGUUUCUAAAACAAAAUCCAAUGAUGUUUCAUUGCUGGAUAAUAUCGAUUCUAUAAAAAAGAUAUGUCAAUAA